Molecule: messenger RNA, 930 nt
Organism: Aspergillus thermomutatus
Lineage: Eukaryota; Fungi; Ascomycota; Eurotiomycetes; Eurotiales; Aspergillaceae
Exons: 2
Coding region: 1-930 (309 amino acids)
Source: RefSeq, a predicted model, not a curated record
AUGUCAAACAACCCCAUUGUGUCACCGUUUCGGAUCUCGAACAAGGAUUGGGAGAAGCUGAAUCGCAACGAUGCUUUCAAAGCGGUCAAGGCCCACCUGAGACGCCAAGAGCUGGGAAUGGAUGCUCCUAGCUUCUGCUCAUUCCACCGUCGCUCAUGUUCCAAUCAGGAGCAGGAGAAGUUUCGUCUCCAUCGCGAUAUCAUCCACACCCUUCUCCUUCCCUUGUUCCUCCUCCACCAUCAAGCCUCUCGAAUCGCGACCAGUGUGUUACCCGGGAUCAAAGCAACGGACUGCGAACGUGCUUUUCGGGGAGAGGCACGCAGCGCCUAUGCCUGGCUGCAAUGCAUUCUUAGGGAGGAGCACGACUGGUACCAGACAGAGCGCUGCCCGGCGUGCAUCGUUUUGCACGUCCUCAACUCGGAGCCGACCAUCCGAUUUGUUGCUGUGGCGUGCCUGUUGUCGGACAACCUGCAGGGAUUGAGCCUGCUCGACACGCAGAAGCGACUGCCCAGCUUCGAUUUCUGGUUCGGGGCGUUGGAAAGGGCAGUCCGGGAGGAUCCUUUCUGGGGCAAUGACUUCUGGCCGGAUAUUGAGCACCGCGCGCGUACGUUGACCGAUGCUGUCCAGGAGUUGGUGGUGCAGUGUCUGGAACUCCGAGCCGCUGUGGAGCGCCAGAGCCUGCAAUCUCAAUCGCUGUACAACGCCGCCGCUCACGUUCGGUGCGACUUGACGCAGCAGCAAACGGCCCACACCGUUGCCAUGAGGUCGUCUAAUUAUGCCCGUAAACACUCUCGGAAGACGGUCGAGGAGCACAAGUGUCUUGCUAAAGUGUCUGCGAACAGGUGUCUGCAGUCUCACUACAACGACGGAACUCAGGGACUGCACCCUCGCAGUCACGCCGCAGCGCGGAGAAGAACUGUCACCUCGUGA